Molecule: messenger RNA, 1131 nt
Organism: Aspergillus niger
Lineage: Eukaryota; Fungi; Ascomycota; Eurotiomycetes; Eurotiales; Aspergillaceae
Exons: 3
Coding region: 1-1131 (376 amino acids)
Biological process (GO): lipid storage; lipid droplet organization
Cellular component (GO): endoplasmic reticulum membrane
Source: RefSeq, a predicted model, not a curated record
AUGGCAGAAGCUCUCCGACCGCUCGUGUCAAAACGAGCCCAGAAGAUCUAUCUAGGGGCCUUCCUCUUCUUCUGUACGGCCAUAGCCAUGAUCGUCACAUCGACGGUCGCGUAUGGCAUCUUCUACUACAGGUUUAUCCCGCAGGCGGGCCUCGAACGAAUUGUCCACUUGCAGUUUGGCGAAGGACCUCCCUGGGGAGUCGCAAGCCUAGGAUCCGACCUCGUUCCAUCCCUGCCAUACGAUGUCCAGGUGGAGCUCGAAUUACCACGAACCCCCUCCAACCUUGCGGCGGGCAAUUUCAUGCUAGAUCUGGCCCUUCUCUCCCGCCCGUCCACAUCUGCUGCGUACGAUACGAAUACUUCGGUUACGACUCUCUCCCACUCGCGCCGCCCUGCUAUUCUUACCUAUACUUCGCCGUUGGUGGACACCGCUAGUAAGAUCUCGUUCAUGCCACUUUACGUGCUGGGCUGGCACCACGAAGCGGAGAAGUUGCAAGUGCCGAUGAUGGAACGAGUGCAGUUCGCUCGUGGUUGGCGCAACAUACCAGGAAGCUUGCGCCUGGAGCUCCAUAGCUCAGAGAUAAUGCAAGUAUACAAAGCGAAGGUCACCUUCCGGGCGCGGUUUACGGGCUUACGCUGGGUAAUGUAUAACUGGAGGCUUACCUCAUUCGUUGUCUUCGGUUUCCUGUUCUGGAGCGUCAGCAUGGCUUCUACUGGGCUCGCAUGGGUAGUGUUUGCAUCGCUUCUUAGCAGUCGGGGUGACACAUCCGGCCCUGUCGUCAAAAAGGAGGAUCGCAGUGCUACACCCAUCAUAAAGAAAGAAGAGGAGGAGAUCGACGAGCCGCUCUUCCAUUUACCGAUUGCGGAAUCCUCAAAGACAGCCGAGAAAAGGAGAGUGACAGGGCCUGAGGAAGCCGAGAAGGAAGAAGAUGAAGAAGAUAACGGGGGAAUUGCAGAUGAAGAUGAAACUGACGAGGAUAAUUAUCUGUACGAAGAGGACGCAGAAGAUGGCCGAGGCGAAGGGCCUUCGGAGGCUUCUGGCACUGGUACAGCCAGGGAAAGUGCUCACGCCCGAGGAGUGCAAAGACGCCGAAGCCAUAUAAUCCAAGAGGACCAUAGAGAGACAUUGUAG